AUGACUGAUGAGCUAAGGCCUGUACCUUCGGCCCACUCUAUCGCGGAUGGCUUCUCCCCGAUCCGCGAGGUCGCGUUUAUCAUCAUUGUUUGUAUGUCGCAGUUCAUCACGCAGGCAAACAUAGGAGUAUGUGUGGCGACACUCGAUAUCGUUGGGGACAGCUUCCAAAUCACUGAACCCGGUGUGCUGUCCUGGUUUAUUGCUGGCUAUUCGUUGACCGUCGGGACUUUCAUCUUGGUGUUUGGCCGCUUCGGCGAUGUCUUCGGCUACCACCGAAUGUUCCUGGUUGGCUACAUCUGGCUUGCAGUCUGGUCCCUAGUAGCAGGCCUCAGUGUGUAUUCCAACCAUGUGCUAUUCAUCUUUGCCCGAGUACUGCAGGGCCUGGGCCCAGCAAUGCUGCUCCCCAACGGCCUGGCGGUGCUGGGAGCAACCUACGCACCCGGAAAGAAGAAGAACAUGAUCUUUGCCAUCUUCGGCGCCACUGCCCCUAACGGUGCAAUUCUGGGGGCAGUGUUCUCUUCGCUCUUCUCCCAGCUAGCAUGGUGGCCUUGGACCUACUGGACCAUGGCGAUUGUCUCCGUGGUGUGUGCGGUUCUGGGCAGCAUAGUCAUCGCGCCGGUCCAGCAUACGGAUUUCAAGCAGUACACCUUCCUCCAACUCCUCAAGACCCUAGACGUGUUCGCGUCAUCGCUGGGAAUCGCAGGACUUGUCUUGAUCAAUGUUGCCUGGAACCAAGCGCCCAUUGUUGGCUGGAGCACGCCAUACGUGUACGUGCUUCUCAUCGUUGGGGUUCUGCUUCUCGUCGCCUUCUUCAUCGCAGAGCUUCACUACUCGGAGAACCCUCUUGUCCCAAUGAGGGCAUUCACGGCAGACGUUCUAUACGUCCUGGGCUGCAUCGCCUGCGGCUGGGGUUCCUUCGGUAUAUGGGUGUACUACUUCUGGCGGUUCCAAGCGCAGUUCCGCGGCGUAUCGCCUCUGCUUGGAUCGGCAGAGUUCACGCCCCCCGGCGUGGUGGGGUGUCUGGCUUGUUUCACCACCGGGUAUCUUAUGAGCCGAGUCCGUCCCGGCUGGAUCAUGCUCGCGUCCAUGACCUGUUUUACCGUCGGGAAUAUUUUCCUCGCCAUUGCGCCCGUGCACCAAACCUACUGGGCGCUCACGUUUGUUUGCCUCUUGGUUAUCCCCUGGGGCAUGGAUAUGUCCUUUCCGGCGGCCACGUUGAUGCUCUCCAACGCGUCUAGCAGAGAGCACCAGGGCGUCGCUGCGUCGCUUGUUACGACGGUUGUGAAUUACAGCAUUUCGCUCAGUCUGGGAUUCGCUGGCACGGUUGAGGUGCACAUUAAUAAUGGGGGUCACACGCCUGGCGACGUGUUGAAGGGUUACCGUGGUUGUAUGUAUCUGGCCAUCGGACUGGGUAGUCUUGGUAUGGCGCUGAGUGCGUUGUAUACGUUCCGGAGUUACAGGGAAGAUAGAAAGAUGUCUACUGCUGACUCAAUGGACAGUGAGGCUGGGGUGUCGGAUAAGUCAUAG
Aspergillus bombycis is the source of this 1527-nucleotide messenger RNA. RefSeq names its product MFS transporter. Gene Ontology annotation, cellular component: membrane. Gene Ontology annotation, molecular function: transmembrane transporter activity. The transcript has a single exon. Lineage: Eukaryota; Fungi; Ascomycota; Eurotiomycetes; Eurotiales; Aspergillaceae. The record is from RefSeq and is a predicted model, not a curated record. The coding region runs from base 1 to 1527 and encodes 508 amino acids. Gene Ontology annotation, biological process: transmembrane transport.